AUGCCUUAUUCCGUUGAGCUUGAAAACCAAGUAUCUUUAAAUAACCAUCAGAGUUGCGGUUCAUAUAAUACUGAUGAGGAGAAUAAUUCUCUUAAACUAAAUUUGAUGAAGUCGAAGACCCGCAAUGGUCAAAAAUUAGAUUCUGUUACAAGUGUCCCGGCCUGUCUUAGGUGUCCUGCGAGGGCCCCUAGGAGCACCGGCGCCCCUGCGAGGGCCCCUGGGAGCGCCACCGCCCUAACAGGGCCAAUGGGGUCGCCGCAGCCCCUGGGAGGGCCCCUGGGGAAGUGGCCGUCUCUGGGAUGGCCCCUGGGUACGCCACCGCCCCUGGCAGGGCCCCAAGGUCCGCAUAUGCCCCUGGUAGGGCCCCUAGAAGAACGCCGCAAGUUGGGAGGGCCCCUGGGGGCGCCGCCGCUACUAAUGACCCUGGGAGGACCCCUAGGGGCGCCACCGUCACUGGGAGGGCCACUGGUGGCGCCACCGCCCCUGGGCGGACCCCUGGGGACGCCACUGCCCCUGGGAAGGCCCCAGAGGGCGCUGCCGCCUUUAGCCUCUUGGGGCGCCACUGACCCUGAGAGGGCUCUGACGGGCGCCGACACCCCUAAGGAGGGCCCCUGGGACGCUGCUGCCCUUGGGAGGGCCUCGGGGGGCACUGCCACCCCUAAAGAGGACCCCUGGUGGGGGCCGCUGCCCCUAACGAGAUCGCCUGGGGGCACCGUCGCCCCUGGAAGGGUCCCUGGUAGGGCAGCUAGGGGCGGUGCCGCCCCUGUGAGGUUCGUAGUUGCGCCUGGGAGGGCCCCUGGGAAGGCCCCUGAAGCGCCGGUACCCGUGGGAGGGCCUCAAGGGGCGCCACCGCCCCUGGGAAGGCCCUUUGCGGCGACACCGCCCCUUGGAAAGCCCAAGGGGGCGCAGUUCACGCUAAGGACAGCCCCUGGAGGCGCCGUUGGCACCUGGGCGGGCCCCUGUUGA
This is a messenger RNA of Homarus americanus (American lobster), 966 nucleotides long. RefSeq names its product proline-rich proteoglycan 2-like. The transcript has 6 exons. Lineage: Eukaryota; Metazoa; Arthropoda; Malacostraca; Decapoda; Nephropidae. The coding region runs from base 1 to 966 and encodes 321 amino acids. The record is from RefSeq and is a predicted model, not a curated record.